Callorhinus ursinus (northern fur seal) is the source of this 7210-nucleotide messenger RNA. NCBI's taxonomy places the organism in Eukaryota, Metazoa, Chordata, Mammalia, Carnivora, Otariidae. The record is from RefSeq and is a predicted model, not a curated record.
GAGGCUGCCGGUGCUGCGGGGCAGCCGCCGGCUUGCUCGCGUCCGCGGCCCGCGCGGGACCGCCGGUCGCCGUCCAGUCGCUCUGCCAGCCACGGCACCAGGCGGAGACUCAGGCGUUCUUGCGAUGGUUUUCCUGGUCCUGUAACCGUCAUUUCUUGCAGAGGUCUGUAGUGGUGAGAUUGGACCUCCCAACCCUACGGAUACAUUAACAAGAGCAGUGAUUCCCAGGUUUUCUCAGCAAUGUACUCCAUUUCCUGGCACGCUUAACCACUGAUCUCCUUUUUACAAGAAGAAAAUUUUGGUGGAGAGUUACCCAGCAAGGAAAGGAUGUGUGGCUGUUAAGAUAGACAAGAAGAAAGGAGGUAAAUUCCAGCCUUUUAAGAAGUUGUUUGGCAGAAGGAAAAAGAAAGACACUUUGUGGUCCCAGGAGGCGUCAGCAGGGAAUAAGAAUCACUCUCCACAGAGUGUCAGCAAUGGGAACUUCUCUUCAGAUGAGGAGACCUUGGAAGACAAUCUGAGGUCCUUCAACUAUUCUAUGGGAACCCGGGCAUUUUCCCAUGACAGUAUUUUUAUCCCUGAUGGGGGAGCAGAAAGUGAGCAGACAGUUCAAGCAAUGUCACAGGACAACAUCCUGGGCAAAGUCAAAACUCUUCAGCGACAGUUGAGCAAAAACAUCAAGUUUGGGCGGCCACCACCCACUGCCAUUCCCAUGAAGAAGGCAGACAGUGGUGAGGCUAGCUUAGAAGAGGAUCUGUUCCUGACCAGUCCCGUGGAAAUUGUGACUCACGAGGACAUCAUCCUCUCAGACACCGAGAACAAACCCAGUGACACUCCAAGUUCUCGGAGUCCUCCGAAUCGGCCUGGAGCCAGAAGUGAGAUGGAAGAGAAGGUGGCUCCAGUUAAACCGUCUCGGCCAAAAAGGCACUUCUCUUCUGCUGGAACCAUCGAAAGUGUCAACCUAGAUGCCAUCCCCCUGGCCAUCGCUCGCCUGGACAACAGUGCCGCCAAGCACAAAUUGUCCGUAAAGCCAAAAAACCAGAGAGUGUCCAAGAAGCACCGGUGGCUUGCCAGGGAUCGACCAAAUGAACAUGGUGGUCUUCCGCGUCAGCCCUCCCUGGACCAGAACGGACACUCUGGAGAAGACAAGCCAAUUUGGCACGAAGAGGAACCAGAGCUGCUAGACUCUGAAGAAGAGAAGAGAUGCCAAGAAGAAUACUGGCUAGAGCUUGAGGCCAAAUGCAAACGGCAGAAGGCCGAGGCAGCUGAGAGGAGACGUCUGGAAGAGCAGAGACUCCAGGCCUUGGAGAGGAGGCUUUGGGAAGAGAACAGAAGCCAAGAGCUCUUGGAGGAGGAAGGAGAGGACGAGCAGGGAGAGGAGACAGAACUACAGCUGGAGGCAGGAAAGAGGCCGCACGAAGAGGAGAGGCAGAGACUGGGAGAGCAAGGUGGCCAAGGCCAAGAGCCGAGGGAGCAAGAGGAAGGAAGGCACCCGGAGGCCCAAGAGCAGGCGGUGUGCGGCGGGCAGGAGGCGGAGAAGCAGCGGCAGCUACAGGAAGAAAAAGAACUGAAGGAGCUCAGGAGGCAUGGGGAGGAGGAGCAGCGGCGGCGGGAGGAGCAGCACAGGCGGAUGGAAGAGGAGCAGCGGCAGCGGGAGGAGGAGCAGCAGCGGCGGCUGGAAGAGGAGCAGCGGCAUUUGGAAGAGGAGCAGCGGCGGCGGGAGGAGGAGCAGCUGCGUUUGGAAGAGGAGCGGCGGCGGCGGGAGGAGGAGCAGCGAGAAUGGGAGAAGCGGCAGCUGGAAGAGGAACAGCGCCGGCAGGAGGAGGAGGAGCAGCGGGAAAGGGAGGAGCAGCGAGAAUGGGAGGAGCAGCGGCGGCUGGAAGAGGAAGAACGCCGGCGGGGGGAGGAGCAGCGGCGGCUGGAAGAGGAAGAGCGCCGGCGGGAGGAGGAGCAGCGAGGAUGGGAGGAGCAGCGGCGGCAGGAGGAGGAGCAGCGGCGGGGGCCGGAGGCAGCGGCCAAAGGAAGGGCGGAGCUGGGGAAGCGUGAGGAAGUGGAUGCCGCGAGGCGGCAGGAAAUGGAGCGUCGGGAAGCCGCGAGAGUGCGCGAGGAGAGGUGGCCGCAGCUGGACGACAAAAGGGGCCUGAGCCCACUUCACGUCGACUUUGCAGAGAAACCUGGGAAACGAGAGCACCUGCAGCCCGAGAAGCAACGAGAAAGCUCCGAGGAAUCCAGGAUUUGCGAGAAGCAGAGUCAGGAGGCCGAGGCAGCCGGCGAGCUGCAGGGACGGCGCGGGGCUGGUCCUGGGCAUGGCCGUCGUGCUCGUCCGGAAGAGAGACCAGAAACUAGCGCGCAGCCUCCCCAGAAACACCAGGCGCAAGUGGAAGAGACUCCCGGGGAGAGAAAGGACGCCGCCUUUCAGACAGACAGAAAGGGGGAGGAACUCCGGUGGCAGGAGGUGGACGAGAGGCAGAGCAUGCCCAGGCCCUACACUUUCCAGGUAUCAUCGGGAGGGAAACAGAUUCUCUUCCCCAGAGUCAAUUUGAGCCCAGUGACACCCGUGAGAGAUGCGGGACUGGCCUCCGCUCCCCCCGCGCCGAAGAACCCCCGAGCCAGCCCGGCCGCCCACGCCCUGCCCUCCUCCCUGAGUGUCCCCCACACAGCCAUUCUGGUGACGGGCGCGCAGCUUUGCGGCGCGGCGGUCAACCUGAGCCAGAUCAAGGACACGGCAUGCAAGUCUCUCCUGGGCUUGUCAGAAGAAAAGAAGCACGUGGAUGUCCCUGCGCUGGAGAACGCAGCCCGCGCGCCUGUCGAGCCCCGGGCAGGCAGCGGGAAGGUCAGGGCCCCCCAGGAGUCUCCGAGCAGUGUGGCCGCGCUAGCUGAGUGGGCUUCCAUUCGGUCCAGGAUCCUGAAGAGCGCGGAAGGUGAGCCGCGCAGCGAGAGAGGCCGGUCUCGGCCGGGUGAUGAGCACGCUCCCAGGGCCCGCAGUGAUUCCCGCGGGAACCUCCGGAAGACCCCCCCAGUAAGUGCGAAGUUCUCUAUUAUGCCCGCUUGGCAGAAAUUCUCUGACGGUGGCACCGAGACCUCCAAACACAACACAGAAGCAGAGAGCAUUAGAAAAAGACCCUCGCCGGGAGCCGGCGACGGAUCGGUGCCCCAACCCCUGGCUACUAAUGAGCUCCCCAAGGGCGCGGAGAAACCAGAGCCAGCAGACACCACAGAGGGGUGCAAAUUUGCCAAAGACCUCCCGUCUUUCCUUGUCCCAAGCCCUGCUUACCCGCCUCACAAAGCCGUGGCCCAUGCAGAGCCCAUGGCCGCUUCGGACAGUGAGACCACCAGCGGGAGAGGAAAGCCAGACCCCUCGAUGCCUGGCCAGGAGGAAAAAGCCUCACCUUUCGGAAUAAAAUUGAGAAGGACCAACUACUCCUUGCGCUUCCACUGCGACCAACAGACAGAACAGAAGAAGAAGAAAAGGCACAGCAGCACCGGGGACAAUGCCGAUGGCAGCCCACCCGCACCAGGGAGCGCAAAAGGAGAGGGGACGGAAGCCGUGGCCCCCAAGCAUGGCCCGGCCCUGCCCCCCGAGAGGAAGCCAGCCCUGUCCGCCUGGAAGGACUCGGCCACAAGAGCCCACCCUUCUCCCGCGGCCCCGCCGGCCGGCAGCCAGACCCCCGCCGCAGAGCACGACAAGGCGGCCAACAAAAUGCCCCCGGCGCAGAAGCCAGCGCUGGCCCCCAAGCCCGCCGGUCACACGCCCCCCUCGUCCCCACUCUCCAAACUGAGCAGGCCCUACCUGGUAGAGCUGCUGGCCCGCCGCGCGGGGAAGCCGGACCCGGAGGCUCCCGAGAGCAAUGAGCCCCGGCCGCCGCCGCCGCCGGCGUCCGCGGAGCUGAGGCGGACGCACCAGAGGGAGGAGGAGGAGGAGGAGGAGGAAGUGGAGGAAGUGGUGGAACUGGAGCGCAAACCCGCUUCCCCGGCCCUGCCGGCCGCUCGACCGGAGAAGCCUUCCCAAACCCCCGAGGCCGGGAGGAAAGAAAAGCCGGUUCUUCAGAGCAGGCACUCUUUAGAUGGCUCCAAACUUGCGGAGAAAGUUGAAACGGUGCAACCACUGUGGAUAACAUUAGCACUGCAGAAGCAGAAGGGGUUUCGAGAGCAGCAAGCAACUCGAGAGGAGAAGAAGCAAGCCAGGGAGGCCAAACAGGCCGAAAAGCUCUCCAAAGAGAACGUCAGUGUCAGCCCACAGCCUGGAAGCAGCAGCGUGAGCAGGGCGGGGUCCCUGCACAAGCCCACCACCCAGCCGGAAGAGAAGAAGCCAGAGACGGCAGCGUCCAGGCUUGAGCGUAGAGAACAGCUGAAAAAGGCCAACACCCUUCCUACAUCUGUGACAGUGGAGAUCUCGGAUUCAGCCCCCGCCGCGCCGCUGGUGAAAGAAGUCACAAAGAGGUUCUCAACCCCAGAUGCUGCCCCCGUGUCAACAGAACCAGCCUGGCUGGCUUUGGCCAAAAGGAAAGCCAAGGCCUGGAGCGACUGUCCACAGAUCAUUAAGUAGAGUGACUUUUAUCCACUCCUGCUGCCAGUUACUGGCUCUUCUCUUGCCCUUGUUAUUUAUUUUUUAUAUGAGGUAAAGAAACCAUGCUAGGGAAAAGCAGCAUGUUUUAUAGGCUCUAAAAUAAUGUUCAGAAACUGAAUCGGUGGCGUUUCUUGUAAAGAGUGUAUUUGCACAAUCCUAGGUCCUGGUACCUUGAGCUCUUCCUCGUUCUCAAGAGAAAGUUCCAUCCGAGGGACCACAUGAAGCAAAAUCUCCAAACUAAGAACUUUUCAUAAGAGCCUACCAUGCCCCUUCCACAGCCCUUCCACACAUACGCGCCUACACACCAUUUAGAACAGGACGUUUGCUAAUCUUUGUAAUGACUUUUUGAUUCUCCAGCUUCUUUUAUCUAGAACAUUUACCCUACCAUAUGUUUGGUGGUUUCUUUCCUUUUCUACAGUAAUGGCGAAAGAAGGGGUCAUACAGACAGAAACAAGACGCCCGUUCUCCUGAAUGCAUUGAGUAACUGGGAAUCCUAACAGUCUGGCUGCCAACUCUGCCCACGUCUGCUUUUCUGAAUCCUUCCUGAUCUGAAACCAUAACACAGAAAGUGACUCUAUUCACACUUCCGCCACACUGAUGUCCGACAGGUCCUGUCAUACCAGUACUCUCCUUCAGGACGUGCUAAACAUUUGGCCUAGUUGGCUCCUAGGGAACAUGUUUAUUUAGGAUCAUGAAGAAAGGAAGCCACAGAUUCUCUUCCCAGCUCUGAGAAUCCCCGACCUAGUGCAGUUGUUCUUAAGAUGUCCUGGCCCCAUCCCCUGCCUUCCGAAUUCAAUCCUGUGAGUCUGGGCCAGGAAGGUCUAUUCUGGCAAAACUCUUCAGACCAAUUCUGAUACAUCCCAAAGGAGAACCUUGGGAUACUCUGCUUCCAGGGUAAUCUAGCUUUUAAAACUCUGAAGGGGAGGCUCAUUUUACCCAAAGAAGUGAAAGGAAAAAUUAAAAAAACCAUUCCCCCAAACCAGACAUUUACUACAAGAUAGGGGAGGCUACUGACAUUGAAGGUCUCUGAAUAUUCCCUUAGGUCUUUAGGGAAAAUUUAACAGGAAGCCAAGAUUUGGAGCCUGUGUACUAAGGACUUCUGUGGAAAGUUUCUUUACCAUAAUCGAGUAAUUCAUAUUUAGAGUCAAAUGUUCAAUAGCAUUUGUAAUUUUGAGCAUUCACCUUGCUACCUUUGAAAACAUCUCCGAGUCUUAAGGGGCCUUGCUACUCAAACCGUGUGGUCCAAAGAAGGCACAUGGCAAUUCACAAGCAUGAAGCACAGGCCUACCAGCCAACCCACACAUUGCCAGUACUGACUUUAUAUUUCAUGGUGUUGGCAUAUUCUCCUUUUCUGAGAUUCUGACUCCAUAAUAGAAGUAUAUACAUCCUUUGCCCAGUGCAUGGGGAACUGCAUUCCUUUUCCCGCUCCUGCAAAAACACAUCUUACCAGUAUCCAUCAUCAUUUUCCUCUAUGCGGAGCUCAUCUGACAGGCAAUGUAUUGUUGCUUUUCUGCCAUUCGCCACAGAGAAGGCAUUUUCUUGUCUGGAAACCAUGGCUCAGCCUUCUGGUUAGUGGCACAUAUGGUCACGCGGACGGUUGUACUCCUGCAAGCUGGACUUAAUAGUCUAUAUACUGGAUCUUCCAGCUAUUAAGAAUCAGUGUAACGAAUUUUCUUUUGUUCCUGUGGGAAGCAGUUAAUAUUCCACUGCAUGUUUUCCACACUGGUGUUCAUUCCUAAAUCAAACAUGUAGGCAUUUGUCAGUUUUCAGUGAUUUCAUUACUAACAUAACACACUUUUUAAUGGGAAUCUUUCCGCCUAGAGCCCUGGUAUUAUAGUGCUACGAUAAUUCUUAACUUUUUCUUUCAUCCUGUCAGCUCUGGAUAAUACCCCAGUAAGGGUGGAGAACAGGGGCAGCAGUCAGGUCACUGAUGAAGAAUCCUAGAUGAGCCCACCGCUCCUGGCUCACGGAGCACCGAGCACAUACGAAGCAGGAGAAGAUACCUCAGUUACAAAGUUUCUCUUAAAGUCUCCAAAAGUAAAAGAGGACGCUGCGGACAGCACGGUCGGUCGCAGCACUCCCAGCAACUUUUAAAGGGUACAUGUUUAGUAUUUCAUGUAAAAUAACUCCAAAUUUGCACUAAAUACCAAUGAAGUGUUAUUUUGCUUUAGUUGUGUUGCAGUCUUUUCUGAUCAACAAACUAUGGGGGAAAUUCUGUAAAAAGACUUUUUUUAAAAUGAAUAAUUGCGAUGUUAAAUUUUUUUUUUUUAACUUAAACAUACACUUCUCUUGGCAAAGGUAACAGAUUAAUCUCUGUUCAUAAACAUAUAUAAAUGAGCUUUUUGUUUACUUUUUUAAUUUUUCAAGUGCAAUUCUUACACAUUAAGUUAUUUUAGCCAGUUAUCAGCAAAUUAUAGUAUGUAUUGUCUCUUCUUGUGACAUUUAGUUUAAUUGCUUAUUUUAAAGCAGAAACAUUAGUUACAAGCGUCUUGCCAUAUUUUUACCAAUAAUAAAAUUAAGUAGAAACAAUGGAAAAUAGUGUGAUUUUAAUAUUAUUUUGAGAUUUUUGGUUUUGGUAUAAAGAUUUAAUGUAAAAUGUCCACUAUUGAAGGAAAGUGAUCUUUCAAUAAAAAAUACCUAUGAGAU